Messenger RNA from Zootoca vivipara (common lizard), 981 nucleotides. RefSeq names its product olfactory receptor 51G2-like. Gene Ontology annotation, cellular component: plasma membrane. Gene Ontology annotation, biological process: G protein-coupled receptor signaling pathway. Lineage: Eukaryota; Metazoa; Chordata; Lepidosauria; Squamata; Lacertidae. The record is from RefSeq and is a predicted model, not a curated record. Gene Ontology annotation, molecular function: olfactory receptor activity; G protein-coupled receptor activity.
AUGACGAUCAAGGCCACACUCAGCCCAUAGGUGCGGUUGAUGCUGGUUUCCUCGUUUUUCCAAUCUUCACCAGUUCUUCACAUUUGCACGGGCUUCCCUGGGCUGGAGGCGGUCCAUGGCUGGAUUGGGAUCCCCAUCUUUUCCAUCUACCUGGCAGCCAUCCUAGGAAACGGCACCAUCCUCUAUGUCAUAUGGACGGAGCCCAGCCUGCACCAGCCCAUGUACUACUUCCUGGCCAUGCUGGCCACCAUUGACUUGGGUCUCUGCCUCGCCACGGCACCCACAGUGCUGGGCGUCCUCUGGUUCCAGCUGAAGAGGAUCAGCAAGGAAGCCUGUGUAGCUCAGCUCUUCAUCAUCCACUCCUUCUCCUUCAUGGAGUCAGCUGUGCUCUUUGCCAUGGCCCUGGACCGGUUCCUGGCCAUCUGCUCUCCUCUGAGGUACACAGCACUGCUGAACUCCAGUAGGGUGGCCAGAAUCGGGCUGGUCCUCCUGCUAAGGAGCACCUUGUUCCUACUGCCUCCUGUGCCUUUCCUCUUGACAUUCCCCUACUGCCCUAAUGCUGUCCUUUCCCACUCCUACUGCCUUCACCAGGACACCAUUCGUGUGGCAUGUGCCGAUACAACCUUCAACAGCUUCUAUGCCCUCAUCCUCAUCCUCCUGACCAUGGGUUCUGACCUGCUCUUCAUCCUCAUCUCCUACAGCCUGAUCCUAAGGACUGUCCUGGGCAUGGCCUCUGACAACCAGGGCCACCACAAGGCCCUGAGCACCUGUGUCUCCCACAUUUGUGCCGUUCUGGUCUUCUACAUCCCGGUGCUUGGGCUCUCCAUCGUACACCGGUUUGGACAGCAUGCACCUGCCCUCCUCCACGUCAUCAUGGGCAAUGUCUACAUCCUCCUGCCACCCUUGAUGAACCCCAUCAUCUACAGCAUCAAAACAAAGCAGGUCUACAGCAGGAUCCUCAGAGUGGUCAGGAAAUGCUGA